This is a messenger RNA of Jaminaea rosea, 1147 nucleotides long. RefSeq lists its product as hypothetical. The transcript has a single exon. NCBI's taxonomy places the organism in Eukaryota, Fungi, Basidiomycota, Exobasidiomycetes, Microstromatales. The coding region runs from base 176 to 856 and encodes 226 amino acids. The record is from RefSeq and is a predicted model, not a curated record.
GGCACGCCCUGCAGCGAUGGCGGGUAUGCCGCCGGCAGCGAGUGUAAGCACCAUGAAUGGGCCCUAUGCAACCUGCGGGAGUCCGGCCCACCCAACAACACCACGCUGAAUAUUGCUGCGUGCCUGUAUUUGGGCCGAAAAGACGAUUGCGCAUGGCCGCGCCGCUUUGUCAAGGAUGAGGUACCGCCCUAUGUACGCAUCUACUCCCGGUAAAGUUCUCUCGGCGAGCAAGACGGCAGGACUGCGUGUGGCGGCGGUGGCACGCACGCAUCGUUGGCGGAGCAUUCUGGCAGCCGGUGAACGGCGGGGGUACAAGAUGUUUACUCCGUGUCAUCUCUCCUCAUCCUUGUUACCUCUACAAUACAGCCAUCAAGAGCCACGCCCUUGCCAGACACGCAUGCUCGCUGUUCGCGUCUCUACGUCUUUCGUCCUGAUGCUCUCGCUCGUGGCCUUCGCCCUUGCUGAGCACUUCGUCUGUGAAUGGCUGGGUCCGGGUCCCGACAAGCCCCGCGCUUACGGCUUCGUCGAGUACUGCACUGCCCGCCGCGAGCGGAUCGACCAGCUGCAUGCUCGCUACCUCUGCGAGCGUGAGAACGUCAACACCGAAGUCGCCAAUUGGGGGUAUCUCGAGCCUCUGGCGUUGGAGUUCUUGACACCCCGAGGAAAAGGAGGAUACGCGCGAAACUACCCGAACCAUAAUUGGGCUGUCUGCCUUUUGCACGAGACGGGGCCGCCGAGCAAGAAGACGCUCGAUAUCACGAGGUGCCUCUAUCUCAAAUCUUACGACGAUUGUGCAUGGCCCGUAAGGAUUAAGGAGCCAGAGCUACCGCCCAAUGUGCGGAUUUACUACAAGUGAACGCCCGGUGCGCUUGCGCCGUGAUGAGGUGGGAGGAACAGCAGGCGCCGCACGCGCGGUGAGAGUGAGGUCGCAGCAAGAGACUGGAAUUGCUCUGGGUUGGGCAGCUUUUAUCGUGGUGGAAGGACGGUGGGGCCAUUCAUUUGGUGAUCCUCAUAGCAUCUCGCCCAACCAAUCCAUUACUCUGUAUUUCAACCAUGAUCAGCCUCCUAGCCAUUGCUUCUCUCGUCUUCCUCUUCGUGGCCUUGCACGGCUCGCUUGCCUUGCACCGCACCUGCAGCUGGAAAGACG